Molecule: messenger RNA, 2809 nt
Organism: Andrographis paniculata
Lineage: Eukaryota; Viridiplantae; Streptophyta; Magnoliopsida; Lamiales; Acanthaceae
Exons: 3
Coding region: 905-2605 (566 amino acids)
Source: RefSeq, a predicted model, not a curated record
UAAUUAUGUUUUUCGAUUUUUGAUCAUUUAUGAUUGUUGGAUUGCCAUUGCUUAUGCGUUAAGUUCCAAUUCCAGUGUGAUGAAAGAUGCGCACUGUGUGAUUUCAUAUUAUAAAUGUUUUUCUUAAUUGGAUUUUAUGGGAUAUGAUAUGAUCCUCUUAUCAUUUGAUGAUGCAACAGAGUAAAAAAAUGAUUAGCUUUGAACUUUUGAUGGAGUAUAUAUAUUUGAAUGUAUAUGUGCAGUGAUGUCCAUGAAUGCAUAUAUGAAUUUGAAGUUAGAUUUUUAAAGUUUGGUGUGUUGAAGUUGUCAUCUAGUUUGAACUAUACUCAGAAAACUUCAGGCCAUGGCUAUGUCCAUCUGCAAAAAUUGCUCUGACUUCGUUUCAUUUUGGUGGUUCUUCUUUAGCAAAACCUUUUAUGGAGACUAUUGAGUUUUGGAUGUAAUGUGUUUUUUGUGAAGUUUGUGGAACAUCUUUGAAUUAAAUCAUUUAAGAAUGUUUGAUUUCUAUAUUGUCAUUAUAAUAUGCCUCUAUGAAAAGAGCACUCAUUCAUUAUUUCAAUGGGACAAUGUAACUUUUUUUAGCCCAAACAGUAUAUAUCUGAAAUCUGAAUGAUACAAAAGCAUUAUUUUGGAAAAGUUGCACGUUUGGUGGGACAAUUAUUCCAUAAACAAAAAAGCAUGGCUUUGGGUAUUUGGAGGGCUUUAUUUACUUGCGUGCCUUGAAAUUGUUAGUAGGCUCCAUGUAUUUGCUGGCAAUGGUUGUAUAAGGCUUUGAAGCCUGUUUUUGAAUCCAAGGGGAAAUUAUCAUCGUUUUCUUGGAGGCUAAUAUCUCCUUGUCCUAUAAUGAUACAUCAAAACAUAAUGGGACUGAUGCCUGUCAAUGAGGCUAGAGUGAGAGGCCGGCAUGGAAUUAAGCUUCGACAAGUAUUGUUUUGUAGAUACUAGUCCAACAACAGUGCUAUUGCCUCCUCGGCAGCAUUCAAGAGUUUCUGACAAGAAAUCAAGUGAGGGGAAGCCCAAAAACAGGAAUUAUAAAGCAGUUGGAGUUUCUUGCGGAGACGAUGAACCACUGAAGGCAAGGCUGCUGCGGAAAACUGAAGCUGUUGUUGGAAGGGAAAAGAUUGAUUUCUCAGGAGGAACAACACAAUCAGCAGCCGGAAUUAUUGAUUCGUUGUGUAGCAUGGAUAAAAAUAGUUUGCUGGUCGAACAAAAAGAGUCAUCAGCAAUGUCUCUUUCGGAGCUUAGCAAGAAGCAAACUGUGUUCUUCCCUCAAGACUUCAAGACACCAUCUGAAUCAGCAGCUAAAGAUGAUACUAACAUCCAUUCGGAAAGAGUUGAGGAUUCUAGCCUGCACAAGUCGUUAUCUUUAUUGCUAACUCUAUCCCAUUCACCUGAUAAACCCGAGAAUGAUGGCUGGCGGUCGAGCAGUCCAACAUCCCGAGCCAGGAAGAUUCUACGCCCUUUUCUAAAAUCCAAGCCUCACAGAAGUCCACUGAGUAGCUCCAACAGAAGUGACAGCACAAGGAGAUGUGGACUUCCCGGAAACCAUUGCAAAAAAACGACUCUUAUGCUGGAGGCCCAAGAUAAGCAGUGUAAUGUAGCUCUGCAGAAUUCUGCAGCACAUUUACACGGUCUUCUCAAAUUCAAAAGCAAGCAGAGGGAGCCGUCUUUCGAAUUUUCAGUGAAGACCACAGAAGAUGUUUACAUCGGAAAGACAUGGAAAGUCGAAAAUGAUGUGACUCGGGUGUACACGCUUCAUCACAGAAGAAAGACUAAUGCUGGUGGCGAAUCAUCAAUGGUGGGACAAAUGCGCGUAUCUUGUCGCAUGUGCUCAGAAUUCAACGGCGAUGGCGAGCUCAAUAACUCUUUGGUGACGGAGUUUGUGCUGUAUGAUGUUAUUCAUUCGCGAGAAAGUGAUAAUCCUAGCUGCUCCCUCGAUGUUAGUAGAGCUCAAGCUUCCCCGGAUUCUAAUGAGAUUGUACCUCAGGCUAAUGAUGUUGUAGCUGCAGAGGCGUCUCCGGAGAUCGAAAUCGGAGCGGUUGUCGUGCAAGUUUCACUAGGAAAGCAAGGGAGCUUAAGGAUGAUGAAGCACGAAAGCGAGGCGAUGGAGGGUAUUUACGUAACUUCACAAACUCCAAAGAUGCACGUCGUGAUCCCUGCUGGAAGCCACGGCGGAGCCGGCCCUUCUCCAUUGCUGGAGAGGUGGAGAUUAGGCGGCGGAUGCGACUGCGGUGGUUGGGACAUGGCUUGCCCUCUCGUAGUCUUGAGCAAUCAUAAGAUUGAUCGUCAUCAUCGACCCUUCACGGAGUGCUCCCGGAAUCUGGCUGAGCUCUUUGUCCAGGGAAAGAAGGAGAAUCGAGGAGCAGCAGCAUUCGCGAUGAGGGCGACGGAGGAGGACGGGAAAUACGCGGUGGAUUUCCAUGCGCAGCUAUCGUCGUUGCAAGCUUUUUUUAUAUGUAUGGCCGUGCUUCAUACUGCUCGGAGCGUGAACGAACCGAGCCUCGUGAGGCUGUUUGCUGAGAAUACAAGAGAUGCGGUUCCGCAAGUUCAAUUUCUUCCGUCGCUUGUGCUCGAUCCACCGUCGUCGCCCAUUUCCCGAGCUUAGGGGCGCUUUUGAGCUAUCCAUCCGGAUCCGGUGACUGUGAUGAUAGAUGGUUCUUGCAAGGUAAAUUAUGCAAAUUUACAAGGAUGUUUUGAAUUCAAAUUGAAGUUGUUAGUUAGAGGAUGGUUUUGAUUGUAACCCAUCAUAUAUGUUAUUGUAUAUUAUCAUAUUUUCAAAUUUUAUUAUUUGAAUGUCGUAAAGAAAUAU